CCCGCACACAACCCACAACCCCUCCCCAACCCACCACCGGCGGCGGCGCAGCGCGAGGAAGAGGAAGCGAAGAUGGUGAAGUUCCUGAAGCCGGGCAAGGCGGUGAUCCUGCUGCAGGGCAGGUACGCCGGGAAGAAGGCGGUGAUCGUGCGCGUGUUCGAGGAGGGCACCCGCGACCGCCCCUACGGGCACUGCCUCGUCGCCGGCCUGGCCAAGUACCCGAAGAAGGUGAUCCGCAAGGACUCGGCCAAGAAGACGGCCAAGAAGUCCCGCGUCAAGGUGUUCCUCAAGCUCGUCAACUUCACCCACCUCAUGCCCACCCGCUACACCCUCGACGUCGACCUCAAGGAGGUGGCCUCCGGCGCGCCCGACUCCCUCACCUCCAAGGACAAGAAGGUGGGCGCCGCCAAGGCCGCCAAGGCCAAGCUCGAGGAGCGGUUCAAGACCGGCAAGAACAGGUGGUUCUUCACCAAGCUCCGCUUCUAGGCCAGCCGUUUGACCGGUCGCGCAGGGUUGUCUCUGCCGUUACUACUACCCGAACCCUUUACAUUUUUAGUUGCUUGUUAUCGGUGACUGUUGCUGCGCUUAAGAUGUCCUGUUUUGGUAUUGCCCAUGAAGAAGACUCUGUUUAGUGUGGAUCUUAUGAGAUAUGAUGAUGUUUCAUGUGUUGAAUCAUGUGAAGAAUAGAUCUUUGUUGGAAUUUUGUUGAGCGUUAUUACUUCUUGAGAUA
Triticum dicoccoides is the source of this 730-nucleotide messenger RNA. RefSeq names its product 60S ribosomal protein L27-3-like. Gene Ontology annotation, molecular function: structural constituent of ribosome. Gene Ontology annotation, biological process: translation. The transcript has a single exon. The coding region runs from base 73 to 486 and encodes 137 amino acids. The record is from RefSeq and is a predicted model, not a curated record. NCBI's taxonomy places the organism in Eukaryota, Viridiplantae, Streptophyta, Magnoliopsida, Poales, Poaceae. Gene Ontology annotation, cellular component: ribosome.